CUUUUCGCCAGGCUACUUCGAAAAUGCAUUGCUAGAGAGGUGGACAGGCUCCCUUUUCUAACAUGCGCACGCCUGUGACACUCCAAUCCUCGCCUUGAACAUCAAACAAAGUGUUGAUAUCCUUUCGCUACUGUCUUUAUUUCCCCUUUUCUUACCUCCCGCAUCUCGAAUCGCCCUCCCAGCAUGGACAACUCUGCCAUCCCCGAGCCGCCCCCGGUUCCCGAGUCCGAUGUGCCCUCCUUCAAGAUAAGCCGCACCAAAACCACUCCGGUCGACCUGGAGAUGGGGAGCUCAGGCCGGAGCAACGGGCGCUCCCCCUCCAUCGACUCCACCGUCGAAAGACCCAAGUCGCAAGCCGGCGACGGAGAUUCCACCAAGGCAGGUCCCACCGGAUUCUCUAAGCUACUGGCUGGCAGACGCAAGAAAAAGAAGAAGGAGGAACCGAAGGAUGAGCCUCUCAUAGACCUGGAUGGUGACAUGGACGUUCAAGAGGUUCGUUCCGAGUCGCGGGACGGAGCUUCGGCUCAUCUGUCGGCUACCAAUGAGGGUCAGACCGCCGCGGAUAAUGAUGCUCUCAAUCUUUUGACGGACGAUUCCGAACCGGAGAGGACUCCCCCCCUCACCUCCCACAACUCCCAUGCCGGCUUCUACACUUCGUCAUCCCCACUGAUCAAGACCAUGUCGGCGGACGCGAACGAUGAGGGUGCGCAAGGCGACGUGGACUCCGCCGUGAGUGGCCCGAGUGCGGCUCCAGAAUCCUUAGCGGACACGGAGCUCAGUAGUCAACCCGCCUCUUCGUUAAACGUGCCAGCGGAUCGGAACGGGAAGAAGAGAGGUAUCUCGCCGGGACGGCGAUUCAAGAACGCUUUUACUUCCAGCCAGGACAAGAAGAACUCUAGCCGCGAUCGGGCGUCGUCGACUUCCAGCACCAAAAGCACCCGAAGCAACCGACGAGGUAGCAUGUCCGCUAAGAGAGCUCAGACCGUCAUUGCCGAGGAUCCUCCCCCUCUGCCGGCCCCCAUUCGUACGGAUCUCAAGGAAGACAAGGCUCUUCCUUCGUUGGACAUCCCCCAACCGAGAACACCCCCUCAUACUGCAAUCCCGCAACCUCAGACCACCGUCACGCCACCUACUCCGCACACCGAGUUUCCCAAGCUUUUUACCUCUCCGAUCGUCACGAGAUCCCCGGACUCUAUCAAUUCCAAAGACGGGAGCCCGUCCGGAAUAGUUGUCAGUCCUUCGGGGAAUAUGAUCUCCCACCGGCGUGUGCGGUCCGCCUCUGCGGCAAGCCACAAGCCGAGUAAGCUGUCGAAUUCGAUAUCUGCUCUGGGCCCGACGGUUGAGGAAAGCAAAGCGAUUUCGAAAUCGCCGAGUGCUCAGCAAACAGGGUUCUUCUCUUCGAUGUUUACCGCCGCCCAGAAUGCUGCGUCGAGCUUUGGCAGUAGUAUUAACGCACAGGCAAAGGCUCGCAACGCUGGACAGGCAGGAACUGCAGAGUUCGACAACCGGCCUACCAGCGAGGAGGUUUCGAGCUCCAACCAGCCCGCGGACAACAGUCAGGUCGAAGAGAAGAAAUCGCUCGCCAUUGAUACGUUGGGGUCUGGGGACCUGGAUUUCAGCCACCUCGACAUCGCGAUACCCCCCGGAGGAUCUGUUUCAACCCCCGAUGGGGUUGUGAUCACAAAACCGGACAUCCCGCUAGACAAACGCAAGAAUACUGGGGUUCACCAGCGCGAUGAGCAAGCGGCGAGGCUUGAAGAUAGCCGUGCGGCACGGGCGGUCACCAUGGCCUACGAAAAGCCCUCCGACACAUUGCUAGCCCCGGAUGAUGGCCUUGACGUUCAGUCCACCACGUCUUUAGUGAAGGAUACUGGCGGUGAUCAGACGCCACCUACUGGCAGUGUACUCGACGGAGAGGUUGGCAACACACGGCCGCAUAGAAGUGGAAGCGUGCGGAGCCGACUUGCCCGACGUCGACACCGGGGUUCCUCAGCAACCACUUCAACAAUCGGUGCAAUUGGCGCCAGUGCUAUCGCCCUGGGCGCCCCGGCCGCCAACGCUAGUAUGCCCCGUCUGACUGGGUUUGCUGUUGCCAGCAAAAAGCGCAACAGGGACUUCCAUCAGUUGUUCCGCAGUGUGCCCGAAGAUGACUACUUGAUCGAGGACUACAGCUGCGCUUUGCAACGAGAGAUUAUCUUGGCUGGUCGGAUUUACAUCUCAGAAGGGCAUAUUUGCUUUUCCAGUAACAUUCUAGGUUGGGUAACCACCCUCGUGAUCAGCUUCGAUGAGGUGGUGGCCAUAGAGAAGGAGUCUACCGCGAUGGUCUUCCCGAACGCGAUUGCCAUCCAAACGCUACAUGCGCGCCACACCUUCCGGAGUCUUCUCAGUCGAGAAUCCACCUAUGACCUCAUGGUCAACAUCUGGAAAAUUAACCACCCCUCCCUGAAGAGUUCCGCCAACGGAACCCGGGUCACUGAUGGUACAGGGGACAAGACCGAGAAGGCCGGAGACGGAGAGAGUGACGAUGAGAGCGAGGAAGAGGAUGAGAUCUACGACGAGGAUGAAGAAGGCGAUAAUGCGGACAGCCUUUUCGAGGCGGCGGGCGCUAGCAUCAAUGGAAGUGAGAAGUCAUUGCCUCCAAAGAGCGUCAGCCGCAAGGCUUCAGGGGCUCUCCAGAAUGCCGGCGCUGGCACGGGAGGAUCCAACGGCAACGGCGAUUCGAAGGGCAGCAAGUCGAGUUCCCCGGCUGACAGUGAUACGGACUUCCCGGGCCCGCCCACUCAUGCUCCAACCGAGUUCACCGACCCUUCGGGCCAGUAUGAUAAGCUGAUCAAGGAUGAUAUAAUCCCGGCGCCACUUGGAAAGGUUUACUCUCUUAUCUUUGGACCGGCUUCGGGCGCCUUCAUACCGAAGUUCCUCGUCGAGAACCAGAAAUCCGGAGAGCUUCAGUUCGAAGGAGGAAACAAGGGUCUCACCAACGACAGCCGCACUCGGAAAUACUCGUACAUCAAGCCGCUGAACGGAGCCAUUGGCCCCAAGCAGACCAAGUGUAUUAGUACUGAAACUCUGGACUUUUUGGAUUUGGAAAAGGCGGUUCUUGUUACCCUAAGCACCCAGACGCCUGACGUGCCUAGCGGAAAUGUAUUCUUAACUAAGACGAAAUAUCUCUUUACCUGGGCACCGGGAAACCACACGCGGUUCCUCGUGACCUGUACCAUCGAGUGGUCAGGGAAGAGUUGGCUGAAAGGUCCCAUCGAGAAGGGUGCCAUUGACGGCCAAACUACGUUUGGUAACGAACUCGUCGCCGCUCUCAAAGCGGCCGUUGUCCCUCGCGCCCGCACUGGUGGCGGCAAAUCCAAAGGAAAAGGCAAGCGCAAGAAGAGCGAGGUCGCUCAGGAAGCGGCCGCCGCGGCCACAAAGGCGGUCGAGGCCCAGGCACAGCAGGCGAGCUCUUGGGGAGUCCUGGAGCCACUCCAUGGAUUGCUCGAACCGGUCAUCGACAUCGUGAAACCUCUGUUGAGCGGCAACGUUGUCAUUGCGAUCGUGGGCAUUCUGCUCUUCUUGUUGUUCUUCCGAAGCCCCUCCCAGCCAUCCAUCGUAUCCCACGAUAUAGGAUGUCCGGGCUACUCGCUGCCCCAGCGCCUGGCUGCCUACGAGGAGAUGUGGCGCCGGGAGGAAAGCGAGCUCUGGAGCUGGCUGGAAGACCGAGUUGGCAUGGACGGCCUGGCCUUCCCGACGGUCAGUCGGCCGAUGGAGUCUCGAGUGCAGGGCUCUCGAAAGGUCCAGAGCGACCGCAUGCUGGCCAGUAAAGUCGGCGAAGAAAAGAUGUCCGAUCUCGAAAUGGACCAUGCCAUCCGCACCACCCGCGAACGGCUCGAUUCUCUCGAGCGGAUCCUGUCCCAACGUAGAUCGGCCGACCAGGAGCCGAUCCACCCCGAGCUGUGAGAUCACCUUUGAGGUGACCUCGAUGCAGCAAAAAUCACUUCUACUUCCAGUGGAAAAACAACUUUCCAAGGACCUGAUCACAUGAUGCAGGUCCCACAUGCAAACACACACGUCCUUCGUUCCCAUCUCCUUCUGUCCAAUCUUUUCUGUCAGCGAGUUGUGGUGUUUGGGUCAUUGCUUUCCACAUUGUUCCCAUCCAUGCAUUCGUUCGAGCAUCAAUCUGGGAUUUGCAUGCUUAGUAUACUGAGCGAGUCCUUUCCCAUACUUCUUUUUGCCGUUAUACAUACAUACGUCCCUCGUGUCUUUUUUGGACCGACCGGCUCAAGAUGAGCAUUUUGUACAUGAGCGCCAACUGCAAGUCUAUAUAGCCUUGAGUUUCUAUACUACGCUACACUCUCUCUAUACAAUUUCUUACUCCUCUG
Aspergillus heteromorphus CBS 117.55 is the source of this 4367-nucleotide messenger RNA. Its product is annotated as GRAM and VASt domain-containing protein. Gene Ontology annotation, molecular function: sterol binding; sterol transfer activity. Gene Ontology annotation, cellular component: cortical endoplasmic reticulum; endoplasmic reticulum membrane; mitochondrion. Bases 184 to 3945 code for a protein of 1253 amino acids. The transcript is spliced from 3 exons. The record is from RefSeq and is a predicted model, not a curated record. Gene Ontology annotation, biological process: intracellular sterol transport. NCBI's taxonomy places the organism in Eukaryota, Fungi, Ascomycota, Eurotiomycetes, Eurotiales, Aspergillaceae.